UGACGUCACAUUAGCACAAAUCAGCUGAUGGCGGUGCGGCCGUGUAGUAAUUGACGUAUUUGGUGUGUCGUGUUUUUUUCUGUACAGAUUAGUUGCUUGUUAAAAAGCCAGAUAUAUAGAUUUAAUACAGUAUAAAUUGUAUGUUUUGAAUUCGGGGCAGAAUGGCAACGAUAUCGGCUUCUCCUAUUUUGUCCUUGAAGCCACCGCAUUUACAAAUUGACAGAGAUCCGUCAUGGAAAAAUACACCAAGAGAAGUUGGAGAUGGAAUGGAAUCUGAUGUAUCUCUUUCUACACUGGCACCACCAACAAUAACAACAACCACCCCAAACCUUACAAAGACACCGGAAAAGCAAACUUUUGAAACAUCUGAAAUAUACUCAGUCAGUCAAUCACCAUGUUCCUCGCCAAGGUGUGUACACCGCGAAGUUACACGGACACUCCCAGAUGUUUCAGCCGGCCCAGUUUCAAAAUUAAACUUCUCCUUUAAAGAACCGGACAUACAAAUACAAAGAAAAACUUCAGAAAAAUUUCUUAUAGAAGAAAAAUCAGCUUUAAAAGACCAUUUACAAAUACAGAUUCAGGUAAACCAAGAACUAAAGCGGUUGCUUGUAGCGUCUGUUGGAGAUGAAUUGGGUUAUCAUUAUGAAAGGUUGGCAACGGAAAAAGCUCAACUUCAAAUAGAGCUAGACCAAAUGACAGAGAUAGCUCAAAAGAAAAGUGAAGAGAUUGAGAGAUUAGAAAUAUCAUGUGAUGUUUGGAGAAGCAAGUUUCUUGCAAGUAGAAUGCAAUCUGAUGAUGCUAAUGCCUGGAGACGUCAUCAUGAAAGAUAUGAAAGAGAACUCGGGAAUGCAGUCCGUGGGCUGCUUCGAGAACACUGGGAGAGAACAGAGCAUUUAAAUGAGUUGCACAGGACCCUUACCAAUCUUAACAAUUCACUGACCACUGAUAAUGAUGAGUGUUAUACAGUUAAUAUAGAAGGGUCCAGUUCUGUUGGUGAAAACUGUCGAAGCCUUGCCAAUUGUUUGUCUGAUAAACUGAUCGGUACAAGUAAUGUACCUUUACCAAGGAAACCUGCAGUUUCUGUGCACUGUGAUAUACCUGCUGCAACUCCUGCUGAAAAAUAUGUGUUACAGCUACUCAAUGAAAACCAACAUACAUUGUCUAACGUACGGCAUCGACCUGAUAUGUUUGUGCCAUCUUGUGAGCAACGAAAAUCCGGGACAAUUGAUCGCUUUCACUCUCAAACACAACAUGAAAACAUUACACUUAACUGCUGUGUAAAUUGCAAAGGAGAAAUCCAUGUCAUAUAAUAUGCCUUAAUGUUCUAUCUAAUGUAUUCACUGUAUUUAUAUACUUCAUUUAAAAGUAACUUUAAUUUAAAAAAUAAAUGAAAUUUAUUUAAAAACUGAAGAAGCCAAGUUGUGCUUUAAGUUCUUAAAAAAGUGAAACAAUCAAAAUCAAGUAGAUUUUUAUUUACCUGUUAUGUUGUUUUGUGAAGCAAAAACCUUACAUUACAAUUACCAAUAUUGCUUAUACAUUAUGUGUUUGCAGAUUUAUUUGUUUAAUAAAUACACACUCCAUAGCA
Ciona intestinalis (vase tunicate) is the source of this 1585-nucleotide messenger RNA. The record is from RefSeq and is a predicted model, not a curated record. Lineage: Eukaryota; Metazoa; Chordata; Ascidiacea; Phlebobranchia; Cionidae.